CAAUCAUUACAGCAACAUUGUGCUUUCGAUUGAAGUUGAUUUGCGUUUGAGUUGUUUAUUUAUUUGCUUGGUUAAUAUGCACAUUUACAGAAAAUAACAUCGCAGUUACCAUAUAUCGUUGUAUUUCAACACCUCGUUAUUAUUUUCUGAGAAUGUUUGCAUUUCGCAAAACUUGAAACAUCUUUGAUACGUUGAGUAUGACGAGAACGAUACCAGUAGAAAAAAACUGUACAACGGCGACGAAAUGUGAUAUAAUUUUUGACAAAAAAUAACUAUUGCCUUCCGUUGAUUAUCCCAAACAAGAGGAAGGAGUAGUAUGAAGCCACGCACAAAUCUUCUACUCGUGCUCCAAGUUUUACUGAUUGUGUCGAUCGUUCAACCCUUAGAAAAUCGUCAAGAACAUUCCAAGAAAGAGGAAAGGAAAGAAAAUGGUACCAAUGAUCCCUGCCACGAUCAGUUUACUCGAUGCAAUGGUACGCAGGAUGGACAAGAAGUCCAGAUACAAUUCUCAAGCCGAGUGGUAAAGAAUGAGUACAUUGUAGCUUUCAAAGGGUACUAUAAACCAGGUACUCGUAAAAGCUAUAUUGGGGCUGCCUUGAAUUCCUCUGGAGUCAGUCACUGGCAGAUCUUGUCUAGAGAUAAUCCUGCUAGUGAAUAUCCAAGCGAUUUUGAUGUUGUUCUAUUGGAAGAAACUGACAGACGUAAUGGACUCAGCGCCCUGAGUGAUCAUCCUCUGGUUAGAAGAGUCACACCGCAAAGAGUUGUGCAUAGAACUUUGAAGUAUCUGAACACCACAGAAGAUGGGGAUAUGCCAGAAUAUAAAAACUUUAGACGAAAAAUAAAUGGCUAUAACAACCAGUUCUGGCAACCAGCGGCACGUUAUGCUAACCGCCGACUUCUACGUGCGAUUCCUCGCCAAAUCACCGGCAUUCUACAAGCGGAUGCACUGUGGGGAAUGGGUGUCACUGGACAUGGUAUAAAGGUGGCAGUCUUUGACACUGGUUUAGCUGCUACUCAUCCACACUUCAAAAAAAUUAAGGAACGAACAAAUUGGACAAACGAAAAAACUUUAGAAGACGGUCUUGGACAUGGUACGUUUGUGGCUGGAGUAAUAGCUUCGGUUUCACGUGACUGUCUAGGCUUUGCACCAGACGCUGAACUACACAUAUUCAGGGUAUUCACUAACGCUCAAGUCUCCUAUACAUCGUGGUUUCUUGAUGCGUUCAACUACGCCAUUCUCGCCAAAAUAGCUGUCCUCAACCUCAGUAUCGGAGGUCCAGAUUUUAUGGAUCACCCUUUUGUUGACAAAGUUUGGGAGUUGACGGCGAAUGGUGUGAUAAUGGUUUCAGCAAUCGGGAACGACGGUCCUUUAUAUGGAACACUUAACAAUCCAGCAGAUCAGAUGGAUGUUAUAGGAGUAGGUGGCAUAAACUGGGACGAUCAGAUUGCAAGGUUUUCGUCACGUGGCAUGACAACAUGGGAAUUACCCUCUGGUUAUGGGCGAGUGAAGCCUGAUCUAGUCACGUAUGGAUCAGGAGUGCGAGGGUCCGCAUUGCAGAGUGGGUGCCGCACUUUAUCCGGCACCUCGGUUGCUAGCCCAGUAGUUGCUGGGGCUGUGGCUCUGCUGGCUAGUGGUUUUUUAACAUCAAAUUCCGCAUCAAGUCAGUCCGGCAAUAAUCAAAAAAAGGUGACCCCUGCGAGCAUGAAGCAGGCACUUUUGGGAUCAGCGCGACGCCUACCAGGGGUCGGGAUGUUCGAACAAGGUGCUGGGCGACUGGACCUUCUUCGAGCUUUCCAUUUCCUACGAUCAUAUCGGCCGAUGGCUACGCUAAGCCCCAGUUACAUAGAUCUCACGGAAUGCCAGUACAUGUGGCCUUACUGCACCCAAGCGGUUUAUCACAGCGGAAUGCCGACGAUAGUAAACGUUACUAUAAUAAAUGGACUGGGAGUGUCAGGACACGUAACUUCUGUUAAAUGGCAUCCAUACUCGCGCGACGGUAAUGGUGAUCGCGUUGAGGUCUCCUUGACUCACAGCGACAUUCUUUGGCCAUGGUCAGGGUGGCUCGCAGUUGCUAUAACAGUACCUGCCUCUGCUAGUGAUUGGCAGGGUGUUGCACAAGGUCGCAUAUCAUUGACUGUAGAAUCACCUCCAGGAGACGGUGAACAGGAACCCAGACGAUCCGCUGUUGAUCUACCGCUGAAGGCAAAAGUUAUACCUACACCACCUCGUCACAAGAGAAUACUGUGGGAUCAAUUUCACAAUCUACGAUACCCACCUGGCUAUUUUCCAAGAGAUGAUCUACGAGCAAAGAAUGACCCAUUGGACUGGAACGGGGAUCACAUACAUACAAACUUUAAGGAUAUGUAUCAACAUUUGCGAAAUGCUGGGUAUUACUUAGAGGUGUUGGGUUACCCUCUGACCUGCUUUCAAGCCAAGAAUUACGGUACUUUGCUUAUCGUUGACUCUGAAGAAGAAUUCUUUCCUGAAGAGGUAGCAAAACUGAAGUUGGACGUCGAAGAGGAGGGAUUGUCCGUCGUAGUAUUUGCGGAUUGGUACAACGUGACAGUGAUGCGGAAAGUCAAAUUCUAUGACGAAAACACACGUCAGUGGUGGGUACCGGAUACCGGCGGUGCCAAUGUACCUGCUUUGAACGACCUUCUCCACACCAACUGGGGCAUAGCCUUUGGCGAUGAAGUGCGAGACGGACAGUUCACGCUCGGUCAGCAUCCACCAGUCACCUUUUCAUCUGGCACAACGCUUGCCAGGUUUCCGCAGGACGGGGUAAUACUCCAUGUAGAAUUAAAAGACCAAGGACACGAACUACUGUUGGAAGGUGAUGCCAAACAACCCGAGCUCGUCCCGAUCCUUGGACUUUUCCAGACUCAAAGUCACAGAGCAACUGAUCAUCGCUAUGAUACUAUCGGCAAUGAGAUUUCAAAUGACAUAGAACAAAAUGUACCAAAAAACAGGGAGAAAGAUAUUGCUGGCAGACUCGUCGUUUAUGGCGAUUCCAAUUGCAUCGAUGAUAGUCACCAACACAAACCAUGCUUUUGGAUGUUGGAUGCUAUAUUGGAAUUUGCUACAACUGGACAUGUUCCUACCGUGUUUGAAGAGGCGAGUAGGCGUGAUAAAAAUUCUGUUGACGGGAAACAUUGGAUGAGUAAAGAUCAGGAGGCGACAGAGACACUUUUACCUCAACGGAUGGAGGGUAGCCACUUGAGUCGUCAUAGUAAAGUUCUUGAGGUCGAUGCCGGUGGUGCUGGUGGACGACUACGACCUCUACCAGCGUGCCCAGUGGCGCUACUCGCUGUACCGUAUCCGCUCAACGAAUCUGUCCCUGCUAAUUUGUACAAGUCUCAGAAGUUACUGUCGGUGGGCGAUAGUUUUAUCGUGGCUGUUCCUCAGCUCCAAGAUUCAGACUCCUCUUGGUCGAGACGACGUGGUGGCAAUGUGAACGGUGCAGUGCCGCGUUAUUCUGGGGGCAAAAACACCGAUUUUGAAGAGAUCGAUGAGGAGAUCAGAGACACUGGAUGGUGGACAACUCGAGAACAGUGGAGACUGUUAGCAGGGAUCAUUGCUCUUGGGGUAGCCAUGCUCUGCGCGUUCAGUCGGUGGGGCUGUUGUACGUCGAAACGUCAUCCUCGGAGGAAACGAGCAACAGGUAGAUUACGCAGAGUGAUCCAAGCUAUUGCGACACGCAGAGUACCUCAGAUGUAGUCAAAUUGUUUUUAGCACAGUCCAAUACUGACUAAGAAAUAAGUUGCCUUCAAUUGCUGGAUGGAGCUACGUUUGAAAAAACCCCGCUAAUUGAUUGAUCGUUCAGUCAUUCCCGCAAUUUAAUCUAAAGUUCUACUCGGAUUAAACUGCGUAUUAACAAUAUACUGCGUACUACCUAGGAUGAUUUGAACUGAUCUUCUAUUCAUCGUGUAAAAAUGUCGCGAUCAAAUGUAGCAAAUGGUGCAAUCACUUUUUAUAUUAUUGUACAUACGUGCUAUGUCUUAGUUGAGUGCCUUGAGGUCCUGAGCACUGUAAUGGCACAGUUAGAGAAAGGUGAAACUUUCUAUGUACAUACGUGAGUUUUCGGAGAAAAUCACCAUAAUUUAAGUUUCAAGAAUCUAAUAUUUCAUUCAAUAAAAUGAAAUCGACUAACUUAGCAACGAGGUGGAAUAACAUUGAAACUAUGCACAACUAUCGUUGCCAGUGCCUUAAAACACGGUUGAGUGAUAGGCAAUGAAAAUCAUAUAUUCUAUCAUUUAGAUAAACCAACCAAAUAAAUAUAUUUUAAUUUACAUUUUACCAUUUUAGGGAUCGGAAUAUAUUAGUACAUAGCAAAAUUGAUUGAGACAGUCUGAGUCUGUUGAAAAUAGAGAAUUAUCAAGAAUUCCGGCUCUAAAAUUUGAAUGCCGUGUACUUAUGACCACAUUAUUCAUAGAUUUUUUAAACACUUUAAAUAUCACUUGUAAUUCAUUCUAGCGAAGUUCUAAGGUAGAAUAGUGUUCAGCGAACUUGAAUACACAAUCUCAGCCUGGGACAAACCUACAAUAAUAAGCUCGUUAUUACCUUACUCGGUCAUUCCUAUAUUGUCAAGCUCGCACACGGUAAUCACUAUACUACGAAAAUAUACAUGACUUGAGAUUAUA
Neodiprion virginianus is the source of this 4641-nucleotide messenger RNA. RefSeq names its product membrane-bound transcription factor site-1 protease (gene S1P). Gene Ontology annotation, biological process: proteolysis. Bases 317 to 3718 code for a protein of 1133 amino acids. Lineage: Eukaryota; Metazoa; Arthropoda; Insecta; Hymenoptera; Diprionidae. The record is from RefSeq and is a predicted model, not a curated record. Gene Ontology annotation, molecular function: serine-type endopeptidase activity. Gene Ontology annotation, cellular component: Golgi apparatus. The transcript is spliced from 13 exons.